AUGACCACGUCACCGAACGCAUGCCAGGACCAACCACCUCAACAUUCCGCACCCCAAGCUCACGAAGCUGAGUGUACAACUCACAAACUCUCUGCAGAGGAAACAAUGGAUGCUCGUCCUGUACACCCUGACGCAAGGGCCUUGUUCCGAAAGCUGCCAUGCGUGUGGAGCAUUCCCGUACUCGGCACUGCUGUGGAAGCGUUCGGACCGAAGUUUGUUUUCGCCCUUGGUUUCUGCGAGCUCUUCGGCAAAGGAAUUGCUGACAACAUCAUUCGAUCCUCACUUUUUCCAAUGUUUACCUACACCUUUGGUGCUGAUGCAAAGCUUUACCAACUGAUGGGUGGUAUGUCGUCGUUGGGUUACGCAGUGAAGCCGUUUGCAGCUAUGUUCAGUGACCUCUUUGCGUUAUUUGGGUACACGAAGCGAUGGUACCUCGCUCUAUCCUGUGUGGUGGGUUCCACCCUCGCUAUUGUGUACGGUUCACUGCCCGGAGAGUUGUCGUAUGUACCGGUGGCUGGCUUCCUUGUUUUUGUCAUUACCUUCACAGUUGCUAACCUUGAUAUCCUCACACAAGGGCAUUACAGUCGCUUGAUUCGCCGCGUCCCAUUGGCGGGCCCAUCGCUUGUGAGUUGGGUUUGGUGGUGCCUUUUGGUUGGCUCCCUUGUUGCGUCCUCCAUUGUAGGACCACUUACCGAUAAGAGGUUGCAGCGAGUGGCUGUGUUUAUCUCUGCUGGGAUGCAGUUGGUGCCGACGAUAUUCUUCAUACUGAAUUGGUAUGGUGAACGGAAGAACCGAGAGGAACGUGCGUACGACCUGAAGAUUAUUCGCGAAAAGAAGCUGGAGCAUGAAGCCGACGCCGUGAGGUUACAGGGGAGCGAAGCAACAAGUGGCUCACUGGACAAUCCAUCGGAUACCGAGGAAGUGGGUGAGGGCGGAGCACGGAUACUACCUUGUUGCUGUGGUGCCUUUGAAGUGAAUCGAGAAGUGUUUGCUCGCAACAAGAAGGUUGUGUUUUACUGCAUGCUUCUCACACUUGGCGCCAUCGGUAUGGUUCUCGUGACAGUCCUUGGCACAAGGUUGCAGCUGCUAAUAACCAGUGUUGUGGCGUCAUUUACACUCUGUGGACUCGGUUUCGUUGCCCUUCCACUUGUGAUCGCGAAGGCAAAUAUGUUCACAUUCAUCUCGAGGGUCACGUACAUCCAACUUCGUGGCGCAAUGGACAAUGUCUUCAUGGCGACCCCCGAUUGUUUCCCUGGUGGUCCUAACUUUUCAUACUUUUACUACAACACUGUGGGUAACGUGAUUGGGACUAUGGGUGGUGUUAUUGGUGUGACGUUAUUCAGAUACGUAUUCUCAAAGCGCAGCUAUCGCCUAACAUUCAUCGUAACAACUUUGAUUGAGAUAGUUUCGAGUAUCUUUGAUAUAAUCAUUGUGGAGCGAUGGAACCGUCCGUAUGUUAGCGAUCACGUUGUAUUCGUUCUUGGUGACCAAAUUAUACAGCAGGUGUGCUACAUGAUGCACUUCAUGCCAACUGUAAUGCUCAUUUCGAGGCUCUGUCCCCGUGGGUCUGAAAGUAUGGUGUAUGCGGUACUUGCAGGAUGUGCGCAUUUUGGCCGUUCCGUUUCCAACACACUUGGAUGGCUUUUGAUGGAAUACGUAUGGAAUGUGCAAUCAGACAUUACGGUGGGUCCAUGCGACUUCAGUAAUGUGAAGUGGCUUCUACUUCUUGGUCACUUUGGCACUCCACUCAUCAGCAUUCCUCUUGUGUUUUUACUGAUACCUGCGGCACGUAUAUGUGAUGUUCUUGACGAAAACGGCAAAGCUAUUACAAAGAAGGCGGAGGAUGUUCAUGCCCCCUCUAAUGAUUCUCCCAGACGGCGGGAACCCACAGCCAAUUAG
Messenger RNA from Trypanosoma brucei brucei TREU927, 1899 nucleotides. Its product is annotated as folate transporter, putative. The transcript has a single exon. Gene Ontology annotation, cellular component: membrane. Bases 1 to 1899 code for a protein of 632 amino acids. Lineage: Eukaryota; Euglenozoa; Kinetoplastea; Trypanosomatida; Trypanosomatidae. The record is from RefSeq and is a predicted model, not a curated record.